Messenger RNA from Periophthalmus magnuspinnatus, 482 nucleotides. RefSeq names its product transmembrane protein 100. The coding region runs from base 15 to 482 and encodes 155 amino acids. The transcript has a single exon. NCBI's taxonomy places the organism in Eukaryota, Metazoa, Chordata, Actinopteri, Gobiiformes, Gobiidae. Gene Ontology annotation, biological process: cellular response to BMP stimulus. The record is from RefSeq and is a predicted model, not a curated record.
ACGCUGCUUCGGAAAUGGGCUGCUCCUCAGGUAGACAGCCCCCUGCGCCGGUUCUUCACCCCGACUUGGACUACGGCAACGGCAGCGAAACAAACACGCUUCCACAAGACUCAGAGAAUCAAGGUUUGAACGGUUUGAGGGCAGAUGCGGAGGACGACAGAAGUACAGAGAGGGAAGAGAUAAGUUUACCGCAAUCUUUACCGACUCUCGAAAGAUUGGCGCAAGCGACCGGCGGUACGGAGAAGUCGUGGUACCGUUGCGUGUUCCCGUUCGGCGUGAUUUCGUUGGUGAUCGGGAUGGCGGGCACGGGGGUGACGUUCAAGUUCAACACGCUCCUCCAGACUAAAGUGGUGUCAGUCGCAUUGUUGUGCGUCGGCGCGGUGAUGCUGCUCGUGGCUGCCGUGUGUUGGCGGGCACACAGACUGAGAAGGAGGAAAAAGAAGGAGGGGGGAUUCUUCACCGCGGACCAGGGCACUUUGUGA